Ilex paraguariensis (yerba mate) is the source of this 846-nucleotide messenger RNA. The record is from the annotation of a GenBank genome assembly. NCBI's taxonomy places the organism in Eukaryota, Viridiplantae, Streptophyta, Magnoliopsida, Aquifoliales, Aquifoliaceae.
AUGGAUGAGGAUGCACCAAACUAUCGUGCAAUCAUCCAGAACCCAAUGGACAUUGCAACUCUGCUGCAGCGAGUUGACUGUGGCAAGUAUAUCACAUGUAAAGCAUUUCUGGAAGACUUUGAUCUCAUUUUGAUCAAUGCGAAGCGGUAUAAUGGAGAUGACUACAACGGAGCUAGGAUUGUCAGCAGAGCUUGUGAGCUUCGUGAUGCAGCGCAUGGAAUGCUGUCCCAGAUGGAUCCUGCACUCGUUUCAUUUUGUGAAAAGAUUGCUGCUGAAGGGGGUCCAGUGUCCAUUCCUGAUGAUUUAGGGGGCUCUGCUUUGCCACAAACUCCUGUUUGUCAGAUGGCAACUGUGACUAGGGCAAGUGCCCGUCUCCGUAAUGUCCAGCCGGAAGUUAAUUUGGAUCAAAGCUACGAAGCAUUGAAAAGACCAAAGAAAAACAUUGAUGCUGCACAUACAGCUUCAACAGCAGAAGAUGGAUCACAACCUCAAGAAAUGUUGCCAUUAAAUUCAUCUGAAGAACCUGAAGCAGAAAAUACAGAUCAGCAAAAACCUGAAAGCUCGCUGACUGAUUGUGUUCAGCUUGGAACUUCUGAUGAAACGAGUGGGUGCGGAUCCCAAGAUGUUACUAUGUCAACUGGGGAGAUUUCUAGCAAUGUUGAGUUUAUCAAGCAGCUUUUUGUAGAGCGUACUAAAGACUAUGGCAUUUCACAGCUUGAAAGGCUUUACACUCGUGUUAUGAAGGGUGUCCUUGAAACAAGUAGUAGUGAAAUUGGUGAUCUGAAACCUUCAAUAUUGAGAUUUUUGCUAAAGUUUGCAGAGGACGAAGCAAAGUUUUGUAUCUGA